AGAAACACCAAUCAUAUAAUAAUAAUAACACACCAUUGUCUCUUCCUUCAAGCAGAGCUACAAAUCCAAAAUACUUCUUAUUUUAAUUGUUUGGACCUUAGCUUUUAUCUUCUACCAAAUUCCUCUGAUUUUAGUUGAAAAUCCAACACCUGACUUACUUCAUCAGCUUUUUGGCCCCACUUUACAAAGUAUGAGCAAGUUUUUCUUGUUUUCUACAGCAAAGCAAUGCUCACACCAUUUUCGUGGAGCAUAAAGUCUUCAAAACCUAACCAAAGCUUUGAAAUUUCUCAGCAAGAAAGAGAGAUCUAGGGAUUGGUUAUUAAGAGAGAGAGAGAGUACAGUACACUAUAGGUCCUUGUGCUGUUGUGUUUUGUGCAUCUGUUCUUGUGUCUCUCAGAUAAAAAAAUAGUUUCAGAGACAUUGAAUCUCACACACACUCACACACGCGUAAAUUUCUCAACUUUUUUUUUUUAAUAUUUCUUUUAGCUUCUGGGGUCACUUGAGAAAGCAUCUUGGAUUGCGUGAUACUUCCACUUUUCUCAUUUCAGAAAAUGGGUUUAGAUUGAGUGAAGUGUUAAAAGUGUAUGUAAGCAAGAGUUGAAGAAGAAGUUCUUUCAAUUUCUGUGUUUGUGAUUUUCUUAAUCUUAGAGAAUGAAGCAGAAGGGUUUUAAAGAGAGAGGUGUUGUAGUGGGGAAGAAAGUAAUGGUUGCUGUUAGAGCUUCAAAGGAGAUCCCAAAAGCAGCUCUUUUAUGGACUUUAACUCAUGUUGUUCAACCUGGAGAUCGAAUUAGGCUUCUUGUUGUUGUUCCUUCUAAUUACACAAGUAAAAAGAUUUGGGGGUUUUCGAGGUUUACCAGUGACUGUGCUUCAGGUUAUGGAAGAUUUCUUGCUGGAACGAAUUCAGAUAGGAAAGAUGAUAUUCAUGAGUCUUGUUCUCAGAUGAUGUUUCAGUUACACAAUGUUUAUGAUGCAGAGAAGAUAAAUGUCAGAAUCAAAAUUGUUUUUGCUUCACCUGAUGGAGUUAUUGCUGCUGAAGCCAAGAAAUCCAACUCAAACUGGGUGAUUUUAGACAGGGGACUGAAGUAUGAGAAAAAAUGCUGUAUUGAGCAAUUGGAGUGCAAUCUUGUUGUAAUCAAGAAGUCACAGCCAAAGGUUCUUCGUCUCAAUUUGGUGAAAAAUGCAGAUACAGAGCAUCCAGAAGCUUUAUCAAGGUUAGCCUCAAAGUCUGUAGAGUCUUGGAGAAGCUCAAGAACUGGAAAAAAGCUGAGGGAACCGUUUGUGACUCCGGCUAGCAGUCCAGACCAAGAAGUUUCUUCACAUACUGAUAUUGGGACUUCAUCAAUAUCUAGCUCUGAUGCUGGAGCCUCACCGUUUUUAGCUUCUCGAGUCUUUGAGGGUCUCAAGGAAGAAAAUUUGUGGGUUAAUGAUGGAAACAAGAGUUUCUUUGAAUCUGAUUCUGACUCUGAUGGUGAAAAGUGGAGUCCUUUAUCAAUGGCCUCUUCAUCUUCUCAUCCUGUGACAACAGCUGAUAUUCUGAGUCCUAGUGGGGAUUUAUUGAAAGCUCAUACCGAAACUCCGAGGAAAUCAAGAUUUGCGGUUCUUAGGCUCGCUUUAUCGAAGAGAGAACCUGAACCAGGAAAGGAAAUCCGUAAUUCUGAUACAUGCUUAAACAAAAGCGUGAGAGAAGUUGUUUCUUUAUCCAGAAAGCCAGCUCCUGGACCUCCUCCACUAUGUACCAUAUGUCAACACAAGGCACCUAAAUUUGGAAACCCUCCAAGAUGGUUCACUUACGGCGAAUUGGAGACCGCAACAAAAGGUUUUUCGAAAGGGAGUUUCUUGGCUGAAGGUGGGUUUGGUUCAGUUCACCUAGGAACUUUACCAGAUGGUCAAAUUAUUGCUGUCAAACAAUAUAAGAUUGCUAGUACACAAGGUGACCGAGAAUUCUGCUCUGAAGUUGAAGUCUUGAGCUGUGCACAACAUCGGAAUGUUGUAAUGCUCAUUGGACUAUGCGUGGAGGAUGGGAAAAGAUUACUCGUUUACGAGUAUAUCUGUAAUGGAUCCUUGCAUUCUCAUCUUUAUGGUAUGGGGAGAGAGCCAUUGGGAUGGUCAGCACGACAAAAGAUUGCGGUAGGAGCAGCUCGUGGGUUGAGAUACCUUCAUGAAGAAUGCAGAGUCGGUUGCAUCGUGCAUAGGGAUAUGCGUCCUAACAAUAUUCUUCUCACUCAUGAUUUUGAGCCUUUGGUUGGAGAUUUCGGGCUAGCGAGAUGGCAACCAGAAGGAGAUAAAGGAGUGGAAACUCGAGUGAUUGGAACUUUCGGGUACUUGGCACCUGAAUACGCACAAAGUGGACAGAUUACAGAGAAAGCAGAUGUUUACUCUUUUGGGGUAGUCUUAGUUGAGCUUAUCACAGGAAGAAAAGCUAUGGACAUAAAACGUCCUAAAGGUCAACAAUGUCUCACCGAAUGGGCAAGACCAUUGUUGCAGAAACAAGCCAUUAACGAACUUCUUGAUCCGCGUCUAAUGAAUUGCUACUGUGAGCAAGAAGUUUAUUGUAUGGCGCUAUGUGCUUACCUCUGCAUUCGCCGUGACCCUAACUCGAGGCCACGAAUGUCUCAGGUGUUGCGGAUGUUAGAAGGAGACGUUGUCAUGAAUCCAAUUUAGAAGAAGCUUCACAAGAAAAUUUCUUUUUUAUAGAAUUUGUACACUAUUUACUAUUUAGGGUUACUAUUACAGCUUUUUUUCUCUUAAAUGAGUUUUGCUUUUUUGUAUAUGUAAAAGUUUGUUAAUGAGACAAAGAUUCAAGUAAUGUUUGUGGAGAUUAUUUUACAAAUAAUUUUGAAUUUAAUCCAGUGGCAUGUGUCAUGGAUUCAUGGCCAGUUAAAGUCUGAAUAAUUGAGGUUAA
Messenger RNA from Arabidopsis lyrata subsp. lyrata, 2902 nucleotides. Its product is annotated as inactive protein kinase SELMODRAFT_444075. Gene Ontology annotation, biological process: protein phosphorylation. The coding region runs from base 652 to 2661 and encodes 669 amino acids. The record is from RefSeq and is a predicted model, not a curated record. Gene Ontology annotation, molecular function: ATP binding; protein kinase activity. The transcript is spliced from 9 exons. Lineage: Eukaryota; Viridiplantae; Streptophyta; Magnoliopsida; Brassicales; Brassicaceae.